UCUCGACUUCGCUUCAUCCUGCGUUUUCAAUUUUCUCUUCUUACAUUGACAAAAUCACAAAAAAGAACGCACCUUGCAUUCAUUCUUUCUCUACAAUGGCGGAUGCUAAGACAAAGUUCGAAUCUUUUAGGGAAUGGAUUGUUGAACACAAGCUUAGAACCGUUGGGUGUUUAUGGCUUAGUGGGAUCACGGGCUCUAUCGCUUACAAUUGGACUCAGCCCAAUAUGAAAACCAGCGUCAAGAUCAUUCAUGCUAGGUUGCAUGCUCAGGCUCUUACUCUGGCUGCAUUAGCCGGUGCUGCAGUAGUUGAAUACUAUGACCACAAAUCUGGACAGAAGGCUGAGCGAUAUGCGAAGUUCCUCCCAGCUGAUGCCUACUCACACAAGGACUAAAUAAAUAACCUUUUGUUC
Messenger RNA from Pistacia vera, 410 nucleotides. RefSeq lists its product as uncharacterized. The record is from RefSeq and is a predicted model, not a curated record. The coding region runs from base 96 to 392 and encodes 98 amino acids. NCBI's taxonomy places the organism in Eukaryota, Viridiplantae, Streptophyta, Magnoliopsida, Sapindales, Anacardiaceae. The transcript has 3 exons. Gene Ontology annotation, biological process: mitochondrial respiratory chain complex IV assembly. Gene Ontology annotation, cellular component: mitochondrial inner membrane.